GCAGCGUCUGAGAUCGCUGUAGGUCAGCGUCAGCGAGUACAGUACGUACUGUUGGUGCUUCAGAAAGAUUUAAACACUGAAGGAACAAACACAUGCACUCACAACCACAUGUACUUACUAUGUGUAUAUUUAUAUCAUAUGCAUAUACUAUAAUAGUAAUUCUGAGCCCUUGAGCAGUUUUCUUGAAGACGUCAGAAUUGCUGAUCCGACUGAACUAUUCUCAUUAAACCCAAAUCUCUUCAUUACUUCCUCAAAAGCUCCAACCUGGUUUGUCCAAUGCAGCCGAACAAGUUCAUACAGAUAUUGACCUAUAUGAAUAUCAGGUGUGUGUGUGUGUGUGUGUGUGAGCUGAGGGGGCAGGGUCUCACUCUGCUUCGCUGCCAGAAUGCACAGUUCUCACACUCGGAGUUGGACUCAGUGACGAGGCAUCAUGUUCUGCUUCAUGCUCCUGAUUUACUAUUUGUCGAGCACGACAUGCUCAGAGUUGCUGGGUCGUUACAGGCGGGCUUGGAUUAUAGACUCCUUCACCAUCGAGGAGGGGCACCCGGGGCCCUUCCCAUACGCACUGGGAAAGAUAAACGUUGAGCGGAACUACUGGAUAUUCUACGAUAUUUACGGUGAAGGAGUGAACGAGAGCCCAAAGGGAGUGAUCUCCAUCGACCAAGAAGGAACUCUGUUUGUCCACAAGCCUGUGGACUACGAGGAGAAGACGCUCCUUAAGCUGACAUUUGAAGUCCGAAAGGGGAAUCACCUAAUUGACACCAAGUUAGGAGUUGAAAUCCAUAUUAAGGACAUCAAUGACAACCCGCCACGCUUUAACAGGGAUGUUUAUGAAAUCAGAGUCAAUGAGAGAAGCAAACAGGGAUCCUCUCUGCUGCGACUUGACGCCUAUGACAGAGACCAGAGAGGGACACUAAACAGCACCUUCCACUACGAAAUCAAAGCUGCGUCUCCAAACAUCGCAGACACACAAUUCUUCGUAGACGCAGCUGGAAACAUUUCAUUCAGGGGAUGUUUGGAUUAUGAGGCAGCUAAAACCUUCAAGUUACUGGUGGAGGUCAAAGACCAUGGCGACGUGGUCAGUCUGUCCAGUUCUGCCACCGUAGUCAUCCAUAUCCAGGAUGGGAACAACCACCUCCCAACUGUUGUGGGUCAAACGGGCUCCGGUAAAGUCAGGGAGGAGGAGACUGGCUCCUCUCCCCUGCGGCUGCACGUGGCCGACGAGGAUACCCGGAACAGCCCCGCGUGGAGAGCAAGGUUCAUCAUCCGAGGUGACGAGGGAGGGCACUUUAAGAUGGAGACGGACCCAAACACCAACGACGGCGUCCUGACAGUAGUGAGGCCUUUAAACUUUGAAGCGGGAGCGCGCAGGGAGCUGACGAUAACAGUGGAGAACCAGGCACCGUACUUCUCCUGUAAAGUGGUGGAGAGGACGGCGUCACCCCUCUGGACGGUGGACACCGGUGGGAGUGGGGGUCCUCACUCUGUGCCUCAGCCUCACUCUGUGAACGUGACGGUGGAGGUGGAGGACAUCAACGACCCUCCGGUGUUCAGCGUGGCUGCCAAAGAGGCCGUGCUGAAGGAGAACUCGCCCCUCGGAACCUGGGUGGAGAAGGUGACGGCUGUGGAUGCCGACGCCACCUUGUCUAGAAGUUUCCUGUACAAGGUUGGAAGUGAUCCAGCCGGCUGGGUGACGGUAGAUCCUCACACGGGCGACGUCACCACCAUCAAAACCCCCGACAGAGAGUCUCCCCACGUGGUCGACGGCAUCUACACCAUUGUGCUGCUGGCAGUAGACGACGGCUCGCCGCCGGCGACGGGCACGACAACGCUGCACAUCCACGUGAGCGACCAGAACGACCACGCGCCGCAGCUGACAGCCGAGCGCCUGGACGUGUGCGAGUCCGACGGCCUCGCCAACAUCACGGCCUUCGACCUGGAUGAGAGUCCCUUCGGAGGGCCUUUCACAUUCGAGCUCCUGGGAGACGUCAAGGGGAAAUGGAAACUGAAGCCUUCGUACGGUUACACGGCUGGACUGGUGAAGCAGCCUGGCGUGUUCGCUGGCCAACACAUAAUCACUCUGAAGAUCUCCGACAUGCAGGGAGAGUUUGUGGUUUAUAACCUGAGUGUGACCAUCUGCGACUGCUCCGGGACGUCCGCCUGCAGAACCCAGAGGAGCGGCGGCCCAAAAGCAGCCCCUCGCGCUUUAGGCAUAAUGUUGGCCUCGUGGUUCUUAUUCCCCAUCCUGCUGCUGACGGCAGUCGUCGUUUCCUGCAAAAAGGAGUUUGCCAGUUUGCAGAUCGACGACUCGGAAACGCUCCUGGAGUCGAACACGGAGACGCCGGGGACAGACUGCAAGGUACCUGACUGGGUUCAUCACUCACCUGUAGUGUCCUCUGUCGAGCACAAACACCCACCAAAGAGGCACAAUCUCAGUAACGAGGAGCAAUGCACUACGGUUUCACGAACGACGCAUAUGGAAAAAAGCAUUUGUGAAAACUAUUUGGACUACAGGAGAGAAAACAUAAGCUACCAAUUCCAGCCAAGUGACACCUGGAACCAUCAGCAUGUGUUUUCAGUCAAGGAGGACAUGAACACAACUGAUUUCCUUUACGAAACAGACGUGAGCUACAUGAUGGAGUCAACAGUCCUGGCGCUGCUUCACUGGAGGCUCUCGACCCUACAAGCAAACGAGGAUAAUCAGGACUAUGAGCCCCACGUCUACGCAGAGGAGGGCGACGCCAACGACCUCUUAGAGCUGGAGGACGUCACCUUACCCGAUGAGGACGAGUUGUUCAGGAAAACGCUGAGCAAUUUGGGCUCCAAGUUCAACCAACUGGCUUCGAUUUGCCAGCCCUCAGUUAAAAACUGAACACAAGCGCUUCUGUAAGCAUCAACUGCUGUGAGCAGGGGGUCAAAGGAAAUGCUGAGCUACUACAGGAGCUCAUUCACAGGGUAACGGAGAAGCAAAACCUGUACCAAACUGAGUUCAAUGACAAUUUACACUGUUGAGUCUGUUUUUUAAUAGCAACUGUUGCACAUUUCUCUACAGCUUGACUUUACAAUGGGGAAAAGAAAAAAAAGCAGGGACAUUAUCAAUUUUAUCAUAAUCCAAGUUCAGCUUGGACAUAAACUUUGACAGUCAAGAAGACUAUUUGAAAAUCAAAAACAAAUCAACAUGCUCUCUAGCCUGUUCAAAACAGAAUCCACAUUGCAUGCUUCCAAACCAACCAAUUAAUACAUUGGCUUAAGUGCACAGCUGCUGGAUUAAAAAUAAAUUGCUCUCCCAUUUUACAUUAAGGGUGUGAAGUACAUUUU
Messenger RNA from Betta splendens (Siamese fighting fish), 3318 nucleotides. RefSeq names its product cadherin 27 (gene cdh27). The transcript has 16 exons. Gene Ontology annotation, cellular component: plasma membrane; adherens junction; catenin complex. The record is from RefSeq and is a predicted model, not a curated record. NCBI's taxonomy places the organism in Eukaryota, Metazoa, Chordata, Actinopteri, Anabantiformes, Osphronemidae. Bases 431 to 2872 code for a protein of 813 amino acids. Gene Ontology annotation, molecular function: calcium ion binding; cadherin binding. Gene Ontology annotation, biological process: adherens junction organization; calcium-dependent cell-cell adhesion; cell-cell junction assembly.